AUGGCGAAAGCAUCCAGAUUGAGAGUUAAACAAGCAAAAGACUUCAACUCUAGGAUCUUGUCUUACGUCAAGGAUAAUAGUUUAGAGAAACGUAGCCUAACAGUAAACGAAUGUUUAGAGCUUUUUGAAUUGCAAACCACAUCGCUUUUGGACAGGAACAUGUUUACCUUUGCCUCUCACAUAUUCUCGUUAAUUAAGGCUAAGUAUAAAGAUAAAAAUUCUUCUGUGCUAGAGAACAGCGACCUUGAUGUUGCAUUAAGGAUUUUACUUAAACUAAGUAAAUGUGAUAUUUACUACCCAGAGCUCAUGAAUUUCGUAUCUAAGGAUAUAUCUCAGCUCACUAUUCCACAGUUACUGGACUUUAUUUUUCUAUCUAAUCAGGGUAAACUCAGAUCAAAACAUCAUUUAGAUAAAGCCUAUACACACUGCCUUCAUCGUAUAAAUGAGCUUGAAUUUGACGAGUUUUUGAAGGUUUUAUACUAUUUCAGCUAUUACGCACAAGAAUACAAAAAUAUAUUUUUGUCACACAUAGACAAAAUGCAGAAUAAUUUGUCUAGAUUAUCGGAAGAAGAUAUGGUAAUGCUUUUGAAUGUCUCCAAACUCUUAUAUCAACAUGAUGGUUCCACUACACUUCGUGAUCUUGUAGUAAGUCAUAUUAAUCAUAACAUAGAUUCUUAUGAUGGGAAUUUCCUCAUGAGAGCGGUAUCAGAAAUCUCUAGAGGUGCCAGAACAAAGACUUCUGCUAGACUCCUCCAAUAUGUAACAACUAGAGAUUAUAUUACUGAGGAAUUUCAAACCUGUCAAAUCGCUACAUUGAUAAAUUUCAUGACGUCGAUAGUUUAUUGGAGAAGAGGAAUACAACUACUUACUAACAUACUAAACACUUUGGCCCUUCGCAUCGCAGAAAUUGCAAAGAACAAGAACAUUGGAAUUUGGUCAGAUAUCUAUAAUAACAUUUACAUCACUGGGUGGUUUUCCCUUGAAUUUAUGAGGGCUGGAAUGAGCAAUAUAGUGAUGGAAGAGGUUUUGCUGCAUCAGGGUUCUCCAUAUAGUGUUUUAAAGGUCCUUCAGGCGUUCCAUAAAGUGCGUUUUUUUCACUAUGAAUCCUACCUGAAGUUAUUGCAUUAUCUCGAUUUCAAUUCAGAGAGUUUACAAUCUAAGCCAAAUUUUAUAUUGUAUAUUGUUUUUGCCGCAGCCGAUGCAAAUAUUUUUGUGGAGUCAUUAUAUAGAAAGUCUUUUGAUCUUCUAGAAACCACUCUUGGUGAUUUGGAAUUAGAUGCACCAGAUUCAAUUUUAAAGAUGCAAGAAAAGUUAGUUUACAUAGAUAUGAAACACCACCUUAGAUAUAUUUGGCCUCGCGAUCUUAUAAUAUUUUCUUGGUCAUUUGCUGUGAUGGAACUACACAAAACGAGAGACCUGUCUAAACUUUUGAGAAUUCUAUUAUUACCACAGAUAUAUUCUAUGGAUAUGAUGUUAUCUGAUGUUUUGAUGACACUGGAAGUAGCUGAGGCCCUUUCAGUUGACAAUGUAGAGCCAGAACUCUGUAAAAGGAUCUUUGAAACAUAUGGUGAAAAGAUGAGGGAGCUAGAACAUAUGAGUGAGGAUUCCAACAUUGCUGCAAACACUAGACCAGCUCUUGGGGACAAAUUUGGAACAAAAUACCUUGAUUCAGAUUCCCAAAUCAAUUUUCAAAAGGCUCGUUAUCGUAUUGCAAGAAAUGUUAAAGAAACCAUGCAUUUUUUGGGGAGGGAUGAUUUAGUCACAGGGAUUCUUGCUCAUAAGAAUUCCCCGUACGUAAUCGACAUAUGUUUAGUCAAAGAAUCGAAAAAGGGGAUACUUCUUUUAGGUGGGAGAGAACUAAUGCGCAACCACUACGAUGGGAGGUGGACUGUAACAGACACCGGUUCUUCUAGGCUCAAAAGGAGAGUAUUCCAGAACUCCGGGUGGAGGACCGUUGAUUUGAAUUGCACAGAAUGGGCAAAGUGUAAAACGUCCAAAGAGAAAAGGAGCUAUGCCAAGAAGAUUAUAGACGAACUUUAUUCUAUCAAAUGA
Theileria equi strain WA is the source of this 2052-nucleotide messenger RNA. RefSeq lists its product as hypothetical. The record is from RefSeq and is a predicted model, not a curated record. Lineage: Eukaryota; Apicomplexa; Aconoidasida; Piroplasmida; Theileriidae. The coding region runs from base 1 to 2052 and encodes 683 amino acids. The transcript is spliced from 10 exons.